Molecule: messenger RNA, 2453 nt
Organism: Anneissia japonica
Lineage: Eukaryota; Metazoa; Echinodermata; Crinoidea; Comatulida; Comatulidae
Exons: 10
Coding region: 188-1795 (535 amino acids)
Source: RefSeq, a predicted model, not a curated record
AUACUCGCGGGAGUUUAUAAACUUGAGAAAAGGCCCAAUAUUUCUAUCAAAAGAGGGUUUGCAUAUAGACGUAUAAACAUUUUGGAAGUGUGUUUGGAAAUACAGCAGGACAUUUAAUGCUAUGGAUGAUUUGCUCUUCUAUUUAAUAAAAUUAUAGUAGGUGGUCAAUUUAAAAAGAGAUUGCAUCAUGGUGUUCAUAUGUGAUCAGUGUGGUAUGAUGUUUGACACUGAGAAGGCACUAGUGCAGAGUCAUAUAAACCCAUUCCAUCUGUUACCAGAAAUAAUGUCAUCAGUCAAAAGGAAGGUACUGCCACACAAAGACAGCAAUAUUUCUUUGGAUGGUAAUCAUAACAGCUUGUUUAAGUCUUUUGCGGAGCAACUUCAUUUAAAUAACAUAUCCUCAUUGGACCCCAAUCAGCUGAGAGUCCAGGCUGUCAGCAGUUUGAAGGAAACACCACAGGUUUUAGUAAAUGGUAAAGGUUAUGAUUUAUCCAUGUUUAUCACUGAAGGCAGCUGGGAAGGGUACCUGUUGAGAAUGAGCGAAGCACAAACAGACGGAGAUCAUGUGAUUCUUCAACGACUCUGUCACAUCUACAAUGUACAUGUUGAAAUUAUUAUUGAAGGCAUGCCAACAAUGAUGAUUGAGCCAUUAACUAGGAAGGAUUUAUCCUGUAUAGUGAUGCUAGCACUGGAUUCCAAUAAUAACUUCACCAGUAUUAAGCCUGACCAGAGUAGAAACAAAGUUGCUAUUCCUCUGACAAAGACUCAAACCUUUCCGUUUGAUGUUCAAAACAUCCAAGCCACUUUGGAGUUAAGGGAUUCUGCUGAGACGGAAGCAGUCACCGUGUUAACAAAUUUAGGGAUUCAAAGAAAUUCAAAGGAUGUGCCACAUGUACCUGAUAAGUACGACAAGAAACUACCAAAGAAAAAACAACCAAAGACAAAACAAUCAAAGAAACUGAAAAUAAGAAUUUCUUCUCCUGUUGUUGGUAAUGAUGCAAUGUGUACUGAUUUCCACAACCAUAAACUAUUAAAGGAGAAAGAAAAGAAAGGCAUCUGUAAUGAAAGAAGGCAGAGCAGCCACAUUUUUAGAGAACCAAAAAUUGAUUUAUUUCAAAAUGACGAAGCAAUGCCAUAUUUUCAAAAAGGCAACAGCAGAGGAAUGACGGCAUUCAACGUUGUAAGGAUACUACUUGACAAGCACCCUGUGACGUGCAGUAAGCGACCGUUUAGCUGCAAAGAAAAUGCUGCAUUCCUUGUGACAUUAUCCAGCACUUGUUUAUUUGAAGAUAUCACUUAUGAUGAUAUGACGUGGAUAAGCUCAGGGAGGCGCACCUCAGGACUCGUGCUCAACAAAAAUGGUGACAUGUAUGAGUGUGUCAAAGUUUUGCCUAAAACUAGUAACACAGACUUCACACUGACACGCAUAUAUCGGAAGAACUCUUCAAAUGAAAAUUUCCGUUGCAUUAUUAGCCAUGUGAAAGAAUACAAUGCGAUUGUGAAUAAUCUUGUUUUGAUUCAGUAUUAUUUUAUUGGUCCACCAACUUUAUUUACUGUUAGACCACAUGGUAAUUCAAAAAGCAUUGCUUCAUUCAAACCAACAAAACCAUCCACAAAACGACUGCUAAAAGAGAUGCUACAGGUUGAGCCACCGAGUGAGGCGAUACGACACGUGAGACGCAUCAUUAAAGGCAAAGCUGACAGAAAGAAUGCUAAUUGUGACCUACCGCUUGGAAAACAGCAAGCAUAUGAUAUGAACAGGAGGAAAAGGCGGAAAACAAUUUCUAAGAUCUAAAUGAAAACAGCUACCAUCCCUUUUUUUUUUUAAUUUUUCAGAAACAAUAUGAAAACAAUUUUAAAAACUUUAAAAAACUGUUUUCAAAGGGACUUUAUUUGAAAGCAAUAUAAACAACAAUAAUAAACAUGAAGAAAUACAUAACAGAUGUAAGGUGGAGCAUUCAAGUUGAAGGAAUUAAACCAUACUUGAUAAGAAAUGCAUGAAUAACGAUGAGCAAAUGAAUCUAAAUGAAGGAGUUAAAUUUACGUGUUGUAAUUGCAAUGUAAGCAUUGUAAUACACCACUGAAGAUGGCAGUUAUACUGCAGAAACAUAUUUGUGAGAUAUUUAACAAAACAGCUAGCCUGCUUUUUUUUUUUUUUUUUUUUUUUGGUCUGCUUGAAAUCAGUUGUGAUUUUAUUAAGAUACUGUAUAAAUAUUCUAAUGAUAAUGUAAAACACUAUCAUCAGCAAAGUGAUUAAUGACACUCCAACAAUGAUCCUACUAAAUCUAUUAAUAAUAAUAUUAAGCACAAACGUUUUAUAGAUCACCUUUGUGGUUUUAUCAACAAAAUGUGUUAAAGCUAAGAAAUUAAGCCAUCUUGUUUAUUCAUAUUAUGUGCUUUCAACCAAACCUUGUAAUUGCAACUGAUUUUACAAUACAAAAUCUGGAGAAUAA